This is a messenger RNA of Penicillium odoratum, 1767 nucleotides long. RefSeq names its product Zn(II)2Cys6 transcription factor domain-containing protein. The transcript is spliced from 3 exons. Gene Ontology annotation, molecular function: DNA-binding transcription factor activity, RNA polymerase II-specific; zinc ion binding; transcription cis-regulatory region binding. Gene Ontology annotation, biological process: positive regulation of transcription by RNA polymerase II. The record is from RefSeq and is a predicted model, not a curated record. NCBI's taxonomy places the organism in Eukaryota, Fungi, Ascomycota, Eurotiomycetes, Eurotiales, Aspergillaceae. Gene Ontology annotation, cellular component: nucleus. Bases 1 to 1767 code for a protein of 588 amino acids.
AUGCAUCAGUCCAAGACACGAUCCAAGAACGGCUGCCGGUCGUGCCGAAUACGCAAGAUCAAAUGUGACGAGGAGAAGCAGCUGGUGCCAGGCCGCGAGGAGCCUCAAUGCAAGCGAUGUGUGUCUGCAGGCAUUGUAUGCGAGUGGAAAGGCGGGCCUAUUCCGCGAAAAUCGAUCACAUUAGACACACUUUCAAAGGGUCGGGAGGCACCAUACCCUGAGAAGGCUGGCGGGGCAAGCCAGAUUGCUCGAAAGCGAACUCCCCGGAAUUCUCAGCCACGGUCUAGUUCCUAUAAACCGCCCUUGCUUCCAUUGCCGCGAUUUGAUGAUGGUCAUAGCGAUCUACACGUGACUGCAGCCAAUUCUUUGACUCUAUCGGGCUUUGACCGAGAGUGUCUCAGUUAUCUUUCAAAUUCGACACUGGUGGUGCUUCUCGGGAAACAUUGGCCAUGGUCUACCUUAGCUUAUACCUACCAGAAGAUCUCGGUGAAAGAGCCAAUGGUCAUGAGCAUGAUACUGGCGACUACUGCAAGGGAGGUCCAUCGAUCUCGACUUUAUGACCAAGAAGCCUUGCCCAGUAUCUCAGCUAAUAAUGAGUCCUGUGAGCUGGUGGGACGAGUGCAUUACGGUCGAGCUCUAUCGAGUCUGCGUCAUGCUCUGAAACAAGACGUCAAGUCUCCGCAGAAAAUAGAGGCUAUUUUCGUCACUUUAUGGCUCAUGAUCGACUACGAGAACCGGUUUGGAAGCGGAGCACCCGCAAUAAACAUUCAUAUUGGGGGCAUUGAAACCCUGCUUCAUAAUCACAUUGUGCCUUUGCUUCAAGAUCGAGAAUCAGGCCAAUCAGAUUGGUCCGAAAGAAAAACAAUCACUUUCGAACAUGAGACACCUCCCCAGCAAUCCUCACCAGAGGCGCAAUUAAAUACUGACUCCCCAGUCACGGAUGCCAAUUCUCCGGACCUCUGUUCAACGCCCAACUCCCUAGAAACCCUCCGCUGUACUUCUGUCCCACUCUUUCUCCUUUGGACAUUGUAUUUCUUCACCCCCGCUGCACUAUUCUUUGGACCUGGAACCGCAAAAUUGGAUACUGAUAUUUUUCAAUUUUUUCUGGGCGCCGAGACUCCUAGCACCGGUCUUUUGACUUUGUCUGAGCUCUAUCGAAUCAGCAGACAAUCCCCUGCACGUUUCUGGGGCGAGACAUAUCCCGUCUCCGCUCAACUGGACGAUAUGGAAAACCUUCCCGGUCUCACAUUGUACCACCGAAGCCACAUCAUACAAUUUAAAAUCACCGAACUUUUCAAACGGGGCCCCCAAACUGAGGAAGCUAUUGGAGUUGUAUCUCCAGCCCAAUCAUGCGACUCGGUUGAGAAUGGUCGUCGUGUCAUCGAAACCAUCUACUGGGCUUCCAUCACAUUUUACAGCACAAUGAUAUACUAUCACCUCUGCUUCCCCGAUAUUCUGAAUAAUAUCUCUGGAACCCAGAUUAAUCUAAACCUCAUGUCGCUCAGUGCUGCAGUGUCCCAUGUCCUGGAGUUGAGCCUGAAGCUUCACCGCAGCCGACCUCGCAUUUUGGUGCGCAUUACCUGGCCGUUAUUCAUAGCUGGCAUCGCAACGUCUGAUCAGAUCUAUCAAGACUGGGUGUCGAUCCGUCUUCGUGAGCUGGGUCGGUAUGGCCAGAACUAUGAUCGGAUCAGCCGACGAUUUGACGAGAUUAUUCAAGGGGGACAACCCUAUUCAUAUGAAAGACAGGGCCAUUUCCUGUCUUGCUGA